AUGGAGACGCCGAGGAGAGCGGCAGCGCGAGCCGGAGGCGGCGCGCUCCUCCCUCUGCUCCUGCUGCUGAGCUGGGCAGCUGCCCAGGAGCAGCUCAGUCCCCGCGGGAGGAACGUCUGUCCGGCGGCCGGUUCUACUGGGUCCGUUUGCUGCCCUGGAUGGAAACAACAAGGCGAGGAAUGUUUGAUUGCCAUAUGUGAGGGAAAUUUCACCUGCAAGGACAAUGAGGUUUGUGUGAGGCCCAACGAGUGCCGCUGUCGCCAUGGCUACUUUGGAGCCAAUUGCGAGACAAAAUGUCCCCGCCAGUUCUGGGGCCCCGACUGCAAGGAGAUGUGCCGGUGCCACCCUAAUGGGCAGUGUGAAGACGUGACGGGGCAGUGCACAUGCAACGCCAACCGCUGGGGUCCAAAGUGCGAGAACCCUUGCUUGUGCAAGCAUGGGAAGUGCGACCAGAAGAUGGGCAAGUGCACCUGCGAGCCCAACUGGUGGGGCCCCCAGUGCUCCAGCACUUGCUACUGCAGCCUCAACUCUCAGUGUGACCAACAGACGGGGACCUGCAUCUGCCAGCCCGGCUGGUGGGGCCGCAGCUGCAACAACCAGUGCGCCUGCAACACCUCGCCUUGUGAGCAGUUCACUGGGCGCUGCCAGUGUCGCGGGGGGACCUUUGGCCCCCGCUGUGACCGCUUCUGCCUGUGCCACAUGGGCAGGUGCAACCAGCUGGAUGGGACGUGCACCUGUGACCCGGGCUACCGUGGCAAGCACUGUCGGGAGCCGUGCCCGGCCGGCUUCUACGGACAAGGCUGCAGGAGACGGUGUGGCCAGUGCAAGGGGCUGCAGCCAUGCACGAUUGUGGAUGGCCUCUGCCUGGCAUGCGAAGCGGGCUGGAACGGCACCAAGUGCAACCAGGUCUGUGCCUCGGGCUUCUACGGAGAAGGCUGUGAGCAGAUCUGCCCUUCCUGCAAGGAUGGUCACACUUGCAAUCAUAUCAAUGGCAAGUGUUCACUCUGCAAUCCUGGCUGGAUUGGAGACAGGUGUGAGACCAAGUGCCGCAAUGGGACGUACGGCGAGAACUGUGCCUUUGUCUGCAGUGACUGUUUCAACGGUGAAUGUCACUUCGAGACAGGAAGAUGCCUCUGCAGGGCAGGGUUUUACGGGACUUCCUGCAACAUGACGUGCCCAGCUGGUCAGUACGGAGUGAACUGUGCAGAAUCCUGCAACUGCCACAAGGACUCCUGCGACCCCCUGACAGGAGACUGCUACAUGGAAGCCAACCAGCGGAUGGGGGUGAUUGGAGCCGGAGUCCUCCUGACCCUUCUGCUAAUCCUGCUCCUGUCGCUUCUGUGCUGCUGCUGUGUUUGCCGCAAGAAGGACCAUGCUCGGGACGCAAAUCAGGACCCAGUCAACAAGAAGUCCCCAAGACGUCUUUGUGGCAGGUUCAGCCAGAUCAGUAUGAAACUUCCCCGGAUUCCUCUUCGCCGUCAGAAGUUACCCAAAGUUGUUGUGGCUCACCAUGACUUGGAGAACACCAUGAACUGCAGCUUCAUUGAACCCCCAUCUGUGGUGGAGCAGCCAUCGCCUUCAUGGUCUUCUCAGGGCUCUUUCUCUUCCUUCGACACCACCGAUGAAGGACCAGUAUACUGUGUGCCGCAUGAAGAGAGUAUGAGCGACAGCAAAGACAAAGUCUCAACCCCUUGCAACCUAGCGGAGAAGAUGGCGCCAACAAUCAGCGAAGAGGAAGCCGGGGAGUACACCGUCUUAAAAGAGAGCAGCUCCCUCCAAGCAGACAGCAGCGAAAUGCCCUUGCUCAAAUCCUCUGACAGCGAGCGCUCAUCUUGUGGCUCUGGCUCAGCCAGUGGAGCUCUCUAUGCCAGGAUUGCCCGCCUCUCCAAGCAGUCCAAAGACGAAGAUGAAAACGCCAUGGGAAACAAGAGUCCCAAGCCGCCAUCCCCAGAGAGAGCCAAGCCUCCUCCUCCGGACCCCUCGACAAAGCCCAAAGUCUCAUGGAUCCACAGCAAGUACAACUCCAACCAGUCCAACUCCUUACCUGCCAUUGGGAUGCCUGAUCCAUUGGAACAGAAGCAGGGUCUGGCCAAGAGGAAAAGGAGCCCCAGUGAGACAUCAGCAGGGGUUCACAGCAAGCCAGAUGAAAAGGCCCCUGCAAGAAGCAAAGAGAAGGCCCCAAAACAUCCAAAAGAGUUGUGCUCCCCCGAAGGCAAAGCCAUCCCUGCCUCUGGGGAUCCACAGUCACCAUCCAAAUCCAAGCAGCGGCACAAGGCCAGCACAGAGCAAAUGGAGAAUAUCAACGGGGCCAUUCAGAAUGUGAUCAAAAAGAUAGGGAGCCAUCCCCUAGACCGGAAGGGAGGGGAUGUCCCCAAGAGCCCUAACCACAGCAAAGCUCGCUCUGAAGUCAUCCACCCUCACUUGUCUUCAGAAGCGGCAACGCUGCUGGCUGCGCAGCUGAAGGAAAAGACUCAGAGCCUUAACAGGGGCGACAGCGGUGCAAGGCAGAAUGGGGUGAGCCCCCUGCCAGCUCAGAGGGAGAAACCCACUCCUCCGCAAAAGGCAAAGCGCUCUGUGGCCACCGGCAGCCAGAAGUCCAGCAAGCCCGCGCUGCCGACUUCACCCAACCUGCAGAAAUUAAUCAAUCCCAUUUCGGAGGCCCCACCCAGCGACCCCAAAAAGGUGGAGAAGCAUAGCUCCAGCAGCAGCCAAGAGCCAGUGCCUACCAGCGACCCUGUGGUCAAGAAAACUCCCAUUAAAAAGCCACCCAGGAAGAAGAGCAGAGAAGCUAUCUCGAACCAGCCCAAAACAACCACACCACCGCAGACUGUCCAAUAA
This is a messenger RNA of Euleptes europaea (tarantolino), 2838 nucleotides long. RefSeq names its product scavenger receptor class F member 2 (gene SCARF2). The transcript is spliced from 11 exons. Gene Ontology annotation, molecular function: scavenger receptor activity. NCBI's taxonomy places the organism in Eukaryota, Metazoa, Chordata, Lepidosauria, Squamata, Sphaerodactylidae. The coding region runs from base 1 to 2838 and encodes 945 amino acids. The record is from RefSeq and is a predicted model, not a curated record.